CUACACUGAGGUGUACCCCUGCCUAAUAGGGGUCAAAAUAAUGACAGUGCUGCUCGCUGCACUGUUUGCAACAGUGACUUUUCCCAUGGUGGGUUAAGACUGUAAAAGACGUGUUGAGGUGAUCUGUGUUGAUGUUGAGGUAUCUGCGGCCUCUUGAAUAUCAGGUUCUUCAAUAGACAAACGCCAAAUGAAAACAUAACAAAGGGAGAAAGUGUUAGCGAUGCAGGAUGUGAGAUGGAUUAAAUGGAAGAAGUGUUGAACGAGCGGGAGAGAUAGAAUGGACGAUGAGAAUAAGCCGGAACGUUUCUCCGGGUUCCGGUAACUGUCCGGACGAAAAAGAAGCAGGAGCUGGUGCUGCAAUGGCGGUGUGAGGCAGUAUCUGGGCUUCGUGUUUUAGAGAAAAAGCGAUCACCAUGUCGAUGUUGUCGGGGAGCGAGCGGUGUGGCUGUCGGGAGAUCCUCCAGUCCCUGGGUCAGUUCGAGCUCAUGUCGGUGGCGGACACCGUCACCAACAGGAUGUUAAAGAUCGACAACUGCGCAGAAGCUAUGAAUGCAAUACUGAGUUAUAGCCAGAGUGCUGAGGAGCUACUGAAAAGGAAGAAGAUCCACCGUGAGAUACUGUUUCAGUACUUGGCAAAACAUAAUAUUGUGAUUUCUGCUAAUACAGAGAAAUAUCAACUAAUUCAGAGAAUUAUUGACUAUUGGAAGGAAAGCACCACUACUUCCCAGAAAAGUAAUGCCUCUGAAAGCCCAUCAGGAAAUAAUACAUCACAAGUUGACUUAGCAACAAAUUACAAAAAUGAUUACCAGGCAAUGGGACUACAAUUUUGUGAGUGGUUUUAUCACCUUCUGAACACCCAGAAUCCUUUGCUAAAAGAACAUUCAGCAGAGUGGGGCCCACAGCACUUUUGGGAAGAUGCGAAACUUAAGUUUUCAUACCGAACUUUAGAGCAGCGGAUGGAGGAGUACUCUGGUGCAGUUAUGGUCAGCCUCCGUUUAUUAGCACUUACAAAGGAUGAACAUCUAUUCCUGAAUCCUAACCUGACUGGUGGCGGACUAAAGUGUAUCCAUUCACCUCAUGGAUUAGUUAUUAUUGCAGUGGCUGGCACAAUUCACCGAGAUUCAGUCUGCCUAGGAGUUUUUGAGCAAAUCUUUGGUCUUAUCCGCUGUCCAAGUAACGAGAAUAAUUGGAAGAUGAAAUUUAUUCAUCUCAAUAUCACAGGCCAAGAUGCAAUGGCAGCAACCCUUCAGUCUGGUGAGGCGUCGCAGCCGCCCGUUAUCAAAUAUGAACCUAAUGAGUUACUGCACGUCUUUGAAGAGAAUCCAGUGGCAGUUCAUGAUUGAAGAUGUGACGUGUUAGACUGUAGUGGAGAACUGCUUUAUGAACGUGUAAUGGGGCUUUAAACCUACAGCAGUUGAUAAGGCAAUGUGUUGCAAUGCCACCUAUACUUCAUUUCGUGAUGCAGUGUAACUACAGGUGCUCUGGCUAAAUAAUUAAAAACAGGCUGAAUUUAUUGUUCAUGUUGUGAUCUAACUAUUAGUAUUAACAAAAAUUUAUGGAUGUGCUUUUUUCUCCCCCACAAAGUGAAGACUGUUAUUUCUGCAAGUUCUUUAUUUCUCCAAUCUAGCACCACAUUUACUAGUUACAGAUACACUCAUUGUUUUAAAGGUUGUAACUUCUAAACACCAUUUGAGUCUCCUAACUACUAGUAGCACCAAUUGCUCAAGUCAGUAGAUUAUUAAACAUAUUUCAACAUGUUGGUUGUAGAAAGUUGUAUGUUAAUAUACUUUUUUGGGCAAUGCAACUUUUGAUAGUUAACACUUUGGAAAGGAUAUUGUAGACUUAAUGAUUCUACGAUGGAAUGUGUAUGUAUUGUAAAUACACGUUAUAAAGACAGUUCAGUGUUGUAUUUGACAUGAAGGAAACAAUAAAACUGAAUUG
Molecule: messenger RNA, 1941 nt
Organism: Mobula hypostoma (lesser devil ray)
Lineage: Eukaryota; Metazoa; Chordata; Chondrichthyes; Myliobatiformes; Myliobatidae
Gene: c6h3orf38
Product: chromosome 6 C3orf38 homolog
Exons: 4
Coding region: 414-1343 (309 amino acids)
Source: RefSeq, a predicted model, not a curated record